ACAGCGGAGCCGCCGGGCCAGUGGCGAAGGAGGCAGCUCCACAGCCCGGCUUCCAGGAAGGCACUCCGGAAAGCGCUUUCGGAGCCUUGUUUCGUUUCCCGUUGAGCAGAGAGAAGGGAUCGGCGAUCGGGAGCAGGAGCAGGAGGUGAAGCAGCGGCGGCGGCAGCAGCAGGGCGAGACCGUCCCUGCAAAGAUCCCCGUCCGGGGCUUUCCUCUCUUCCUUCUUGUAGGGCGCGCCUGACCGUGCCCAAGAGGAGCGCAACAUGGAAGCGGCGGCCCCUUCCCGCGACGAGUGCAUCCUCUACCUGGUCUGGUGCUUCAGGACGAAGAUCAGCCGGGGGCUGCAGGUGACGCGCGUGCUGGACCUCAUGCCCUCCCUGAGCGCCGAGGGCAAGGAGGGUGUCCGGGCGGUCCUCCGCAACGACGGCGAGAUCGCCGCCGCAGAGGUCCUGCUGCGCGCCCUGGAGGACGAGGCACCCCGCCGGCAGGGCCUGUGCCAGGAGUUCUGCGACGCCGUGCGGGGAGGGGGCUUCCAGGCCGCCGCCUACCUGGAGCCCAGCCUGAACGAGCUGCCCUCGCCCUCCCUGGAGGCCGACCUCGAGGCAGGCGCCUUCCUGCUGGAGGCCUUGAUGGGCAGCUUGGUGGAGAAACUCAGGGCCGUGCAGGUUGCAGACCACUUUACAAAUAACUUCUUCCAACCCGAGGACGUGGAGAGGGUGAGAGCUCAAGAUAAUUUUCAAGGAAAUCAUGCGGCUGUAAGGGAAUUGCUGAGCAGGGUCGUGCGGAAGAAGGAUUGGUUGUCUCCGUUUCUGGAGGCCUUGCGUAGUUCUGGACAUGAAGGUGUUGCAGAUGAACUAACUGGGCCCAAAAAUGGGCUGCCCCAUUCUGAAACUGCGGAGGAGCUGAAGGAAGGAAGUGAUCAGGAGCAUAGGUCAUCUCGUGAGGAGAAUACCUUGGAAGAAUCACUCGGCGAGGCCUCCAAUUUCUCAGAGACUGAUGUCAGCUUGCUAGACCUAAGUGUCAGUGAUGCCACUGAAAGCCUCGGACAGGUCGGCCUCGUCAACGGUGAUUCAGAUGAUGUGGAUGAUGGGGACGAGAGAGCGUCACCUGAACCAGAGCUGACUCUCAGAGACUACCAAAUGGAAGUAGCCAAACCAGCACUGGAAGGGAAGAAUAUUAUCAUAUGCCUCCCUACAGGCAGCGGCAAGACCCGCGUAGCUGUUUACAUUGCCAGAGACCAUUUGGAUAAGAAGAGAGAAGAACAAAAGCCUGGGAAAGUUAUAGUACUUGUCAACAAGAUUCCUCUGGUGGAGCAGCAUUUCAGGAAAGAGUUUCACCCUUACCUGAAACACCAAUAUGAAGUAACUAGGCUGAGUGGUGACUCUCAGCUGAAAAUUUCGUUCCCUGAAGUCGUCCGAAAGCACGAUGUCAUUAUCUGCACUGCUCAGAUCCUUGAGAAUGCACUGCUGAAGGCAGAUGGAGAUGCUGAAGAAGGGGUCAGUUUAGCAGAUUUCUCUCUGAUUGUUAUUGAUGAAUGCCAUCACACUCACAAAGAAGGAGUCUACAACAAUAUCAUGUGUCGUUAUGUGAAAGAAAAAAGGGGCAAUAAGAAGCGAAUGAAAGAGAACAAACCAUGGAGUCCUCUGCCACAGAUCCUAGGACUGACAGCUUCACCUGGUGUCGGAGGUGCAAAAAACCAUUCCAAAGCUGAGGAACAUAUUCUGAAGAUAUGUGCCAAUCUUGAUGCAGAGAGGAUCAUGACUGUUAAAGAACAUGUGUCGCAACUGGAAGAUCACGUGAAGGCACCCUACAAAAAGUUUGAGAUUGCAGAUGACAAACGGAAGGAUCCAUUCAGAGAAAAACUCAUGAGCAUAAUGAUGAAGAUCCAUGCCUAUUGUAGGUUCAAUCCAAACUGCGAAUUUGGAUCUCAGACUUAUGAACAGUGGGUUAUUCAAGAGGAGAAGAAAGCUUCUAAAGAAAAGAACCGCAAAGAACGUGUCUGCGCAGACCAUUUGAAGAAAUACAACGAUGCCUUGCAAAUUAACGACACCAUCCGAAUGAUCGAUGCGUACAACCAUCUCAAAAGCUUCUAUCAGGAAGAGAAGAUCAAGAAGGGGAAAGUGAAUGAAGAAGAAGACGAGCCAUUGAAACUAGAUGAAACAGACGAGUUUCUUUUUGAUUUAUUUUACGGCAACAAAAAGGAGUUGAAAGUGCUAGCUAGUAAGGAACAAUACGAGAAUGAAAAACUGACAAUGCUGCGCAAAACUUUGAUGGGGGAGUUCACGAAGACGGCUGAGCCCAGAGGGAUCAUUUUCACAAAGACUCGGCAAAGCGCCUACGCCCUCCAUCAGUGGAUUAAAGAGAACUCGAAGUUUGAAGAAGUCGGAGUGAAAGCUCAUUACUUGAUCGGUGCUGGACACAACAGUGAAUAUAAGCCCAUGACUCAGAAUGAACAGAAGGAAGUCAUUGAAAAAUUCCGCAGUGGAAAAGUGAACUUGCUCAUUGCUACUACUGUGGCAGAGGAAGGGCUGGAUAUCAAGGAAUGUAACAUCGUUAUACGCUAUGGCCUUGUUACCAAUGAAAUAGCUAUGAUGCAGGCACGUGGAAGAGCUCGAGCUGAUGAAAGUACAUAUGUACUCGUGGCAUCAGGAGAUUCUGGAGCGGUUGAGCGUGAAAAUGUGAAUAUUUAUCGUGAGAAAAUGAUGUAUAAGGCGAUUAGGCAGGUCCAAGAGAUGCCCCGAGAAGAAUAUUGUAAUAAGAUUGAAGGCUUUCAGAUACAAAGGAAAGUGGAAGCCAAAAUGAAGGCAAAGAAAGAGCAGCGUAAAAUGCUCAAGCAAAGCCCGUCCUUGAUAAAGUUCCAGUGCAAAAACUGCCACAAGAUAAUAUGUUCAGGAGAAGACAUACAAGUUAUUGAAAAGAUGCAUCACGUCAUUGCCAAACAGGAAUUCCAGGAGCUCUAUAUUGUAAGAGAAAACAGGACUCUGCAAGCAAAGGAAGUUGAUUAUCAAACAAAUGGAGAAAUUAUCUGCAAAGAUUGUGCACAGGUUUGGGGGACUAUGAUGGUGCACCGAGGUCUUGACCUGCCAUGCUUAAGAAUAAAAAAUUUUGUGGUUGUGUUCCAAGGCAAGAAAACUGUUCAAAACCAGACCUUCAAAAGAUGGGCAGAGUUGCCCGUUAAAUUUCCAGAUUUCAAUUAUGCUGAACACUGUGUAUCUAGUGACGAAGAUUAAUAAAUCCUGAGGCAGCUAUUGUUGUUCUUGCAUUGUUGUUCUUGCAGCUGUUGUUGCGAAGGGCAAAUUAACAUAUACACUUUCAUGACUCAGUCAGAUUUACCCCCGCGCACAAAAACAUAAGAUAUAUUUCUGUAGUCUAAAAAUACUAUGGUGCACUGCAAUGUUGUUUAUAUAGGUAGUUUUAUGUAGCUUAUAUAGGUAGGGAUCUUACAGGAUCAUUUGUAUUUCAAUGUUUGUAUCAAUAAAGAAGAAGAAAAAUA
Sphaerodactylus townsendi is the source of this 3493-nucleotide messenger RNA. RefSeq names its product interferon induced with helicase C domain 1 (gene IFIH1). The record is from RefSeq and is a predicted model, not a curated record. The coding region runs from base 264 to 3230 and encodes 988 amino acids. Gene Ontology annotation, cellular component: cytoplasm. The transcript has 16 exons. Gene Ontology annotation, molecular function: double-stranded RNA binding; single-stranded RNA binding; ATP binding. Gene Ontology annotation, biological process: innate immune response; response to virus; positive regulation of interferon-beta production. NCBI's taxonomy places the organism in Eukaryota, Metazoa, Chordata, Lepidosauria, Squamata, Sphaerodactylidae.